Corticium candelabrum is the source of this 905-nucleotide messenger RNA. RefSeq names its product GTP-binding protein Di-Ras2-like. Gene Ontology annotation, molecular function: GTPase activity; GTP binding; G-protein beta-subunit binding. The transcript has a single exon. The record is from RefSeq and is a predicted model, not a curated record. Gene Ontology annotation, biological process: signal transduction. Lineage: Eukaryota; Metazoa; Porifera; Homoscleromorpha; Homosclerophorida; Plakinidae. The coding region runs from base 120 to 734 and encodes 204 amino acids.
UUUUGUGUAGACUAAUUACAAACACAAUUAGCUUUAGAUGUUUGUAGCCAAUACCAGUCUAGAGCAGACGUUACCUAGCGUCCUUUCUCUGUGUAGCAAUAAUUAUUGUGCAUGUGACAAUGAACGGUCGCCGUGAUGCUGCUGUUUACCGUCUGGCUGUUCUCGGAGCGACUAGGGUGGGCAAGAGUUCACUCAUCCGUCAAUGGAUUUUUCAUGAAUUCAGCCGGGAGCACGUUCCUACAGUAGAAGAGCGUCACCGACAUAGUUUCAAGUGCGGAGAGAGUGGUAUACUCUCUAGCCUAGUUGUCAUCGACACAGGAGGAGAUCAGCAGUUUCCUGCCAUGCAGCAGCUCUACAUGAAAGAAGCUCAAGUUUUCUUACUGGUUUUCUCUGUUGACAGCAGAGCAUCGCUAGAGGAAGCGGGCAAACUGCGAGACAAAAUCAUUGCGGCCAGAGGUGGACAAAGCCACUCUCCCGUCAUUCUUGUGGCAAGCAAGGUAGAUUUGCCUUGUAGCAAGUGGGAGAUAAGUGACGACGAGAUUUCUGAUGUGUCAGUGGAGUGGGAUUGUCCACUAGUUCUGGCGUCAGCAAAGAAGAACCUACGAGUAGACGACAUGUUUGGCACAGCUCUAAAACUAUGCAAAGAGUAUGUUGGGUGUCCAUCUAUGAAUGAUAAAAAAGACAACGAAAAGAAAUGGAAAUCAAAGAACAAGUCAAACUGUUCACUAAUGUGAAUGUCCAGAAUAUUGCACUAGACCUAGAUAGUAGAAAUUCCUAUUUUUAUUUAAUUAAUUGAGCAGACUGAAUUAGCAAAAUCAUAGUUACUGACUAUAAAUGACUUUGUUUCUAGAAAGUACAGUACGCAGUGUAUUUAGCUAUUACAGAGGUAAUUUAAUUAACCUUGG